AUGGGAGACGACAUCUGUUCAGUCUUGCAGGUGACCCAACAGAAGGGGAAGGAGAUGGAAGGGCAGAGCCCAGAAGGACCUGGACUUGGAGAGACAUCAAGGAAAGACCCCUGUUCCAUCCAAUCUGGGAGUGGUGCUGCAUUCUGGGAGGGAGCCAUGCCAGAAGUCUGGGAUCGGGGGACCCUGAACUCAGAAGUGCUUUGCCGACACUUCCGGGAGUUCCGCUACCAUGAUGCUGAUGGGCCUCGCGAAGUUUGCAGCCGGCUCCAUGGACUUUGCAGUCGCUGGCUGAAGCUGGAGAGAAACUCCAAGAAGCAGAUCCUGGACCUGGUGACCCUGGAGCGGUUCCUGACCAUCCUGCCCCAUGAAAUGCAGUGCUGGGUCAGAGGGUGUGGGCCGGAGAGCAGCUCCCAGGCGGUGGCCCUGGCCGAGGGUUUCCUCCUGAGUCAGGCCGAGGAGAAGAGGCAGGCAGAACAGGGGUGGGGCCCAUCAGUGAGGAUGGAAGCAGCGUUCUCUCGGGAGGAGGAGGAAGGAGGUCCGCUGGAGGAAGUGGAGCCAGCCCCGGCCCAAGAGCGUAGCCAAGAUGCCCUCUCACCCAGCAGUCAAGGAACCGUCUUGAGCCGCCCUCCUUGCGCAGGUGUGGAAACAGCGGCAGCACCUCCAGUCCAGCCUCCAUUUUCCUUUGAGGAGGUGGCCGUGUAUUUCACCGAGGCAGAGUGGGCGCUGCUGGAUCCAGACCAAAGAGCUCUCUACGAGGAAGUCAUGCUGGAGAACUACAGGAGCGUCGCGUGUCUGGCACAUGCAGAGGAGACGGUGGGGAUAUUCCAGGGCUGCUCUGUGGAAAAAGACAAGGAGGAUGUUUCUGAAGGAACGUUUGAGGACAGAGACGGAGCACUGAGGCAGGAGGGAAGCCAAGCAGACAGGACAAGGGAUAAGCCCGUCCAAUCCAAAGGAGUAGACUUCUGUGGAAUCCCAGCAUAUAAAUGCAUCGAGUGUGGAAUGAACUUCUCAGAUAAAAGCCAAUACGAGAUCCACAUCGAAAUGCACAGUGGAAAGAAGACCCAUCAAUGCUUGGAGUGUGGCAAGACUUUCCUCUGCAGAGUAGAACUCCUUAGGCAUCAAAUAAAGCACAAAGGACAGAAACUUUACAACUGUUCAGACUGUGGCAAGAGCUUCUUACAAAAAUCAAAUCUUUUUCAACACCAAAAGACUCAUUCAGCAGAGAAGCCAACAAUCUACGUAGAGAGGGGAAUGACCUUCUCUCAUAAAAGUAAGGGUAAUGUACACAUUCCAAACAAUAGUAUACCGAGGGGGCAUAAAUGCUUUUGGUGUGGAAAGUUCUUCAGCUGCAGAUCAAAGCUCUUUGUGCAUCAAAGAACUCACACAAAGGAGAGACCUUUUGAAUGCUCAGAGUGUGGAAAGAGAUUCAGUUGGAGUAGCACUCUUCACCAGCAUCAAAAAACUCACACAAAGGAGAUGCCUUUUGAAUGCUCUGAGUGUGGAAAGAGAUUCAGUCAGAGUAACAGUCUUCAGUGGCAUCAAAAAAGUCACACAAAGGAGAGGCCUCGGCAGUUCUUAUUAAUAUGACAUGCGAAAUCCAGUGCUUUGUUAAGACCCCAAUUUGAUCGCCAUGUUCCCUUAGUAUUUUGGAAAGGCAUUCCCUGGAGAGCGGAAAGUUAAAGCAGCAAUCUUCAAUGGUGUCAUGCUCAGAACAUGGAACAAGAUUCAGUUGGCCUGGUUAGUUCUGUUCUUCCUUUUGUGUACUUUUCUGUUCCAUUACUCUGAUUAUUAUAAGAGUUCUUUUCAUUCCUAUGUGUGCAUACCUGGAAUGCUGCAUUGAGGCUGUUGAUUUUAUUUCUGUAAUCUUUUCCUUCCUUUUAUUUGUAGCAAUUGGUUUCCUCGCUCAUCCAUCAAGAUUUUCCAUUUUAUUUGGCUACAUGAAUAACCACAGUUCAAGAGCUUAAGUGAUAACCACCCGCCUCCCUACUUCUUUCCAUCUUUUCCCAGCUAUUCUGGGGAUUAUCACCUACUUAAUCUUCUGCCUGUUUAUGCUAGUCAUAUCUCUGAGGUUGUACAAAAUAUAUCUUGGCUGCAUUAAAAAUUCAACCUGCCUUUCAUUUAGGUCUUAGUUUAAAACCCAGUGGUUCUGUAGCUAUUUGAAUUGUAGGUUUGCUUGACCAUCUUAUGAUAUAUAUGUAAUAGUCCCUUUUUCUUAAAUCAGUAAAAUUUUCACUCCCAUAUUAUUUCCAUUAUUGUUACAUUCUUUUUUCUAAAUGUUUAUGUGCUAAAGAGACAUCUUUCAAUAAAUUAAAUGAAAACAAACCAGCAAA
Sphaerodactylus townsendi is the source of this 2330-nucleotide messenger RNA. Its product is annotated as zinc finger protein with KRAB and SCAN domains 7-like. The record is from RefSeq and is a predicted model, not a curated record. Gene Ontology annotation, molecular function: DNA-binding transcription repressor activity, RNA polymerase II-specific. Bases 1 to 1587 code for a protein of 528 amino acids. The transcript is spliced from 8 exons. Gene Ontology annotation, biological process: negative regulation of transcription by RNA polymerase II. Lineage: Eukaryota; Metazoa; Chordata; Lepidosauria; Squamata; Sphaerodactylidae.